Molecule: messenger RNA, 414 nt
Organism: Macadamia integrifolia
Lineage: Eukaryota; Viridiplantae; Streptophyta; Magnoliopsida; Proteales; Proteaceae
Product: cytochrome P450 CYP82D47-like
Exons: 2
Coding region: 1-414 (137 amino acids)
Biological process (GO): defense response to other organism
Molecular function (GO): heme binding; monooxygenase activity; iron ion binding
Source: RefSeq, a predicted model, not a curated record
AUGGAUAAAUGGUUUCGUAGCCUUACUUUUAAUAUCAUCACUAAGCUUAUUGCUGGGAAACGUUGUUUCGGUACUGUUGAUGCUGCUGGAGAUGAUGAUGAGGGUAGAAGAUGCGAGAGAGGUCUAGAAGAACUGGCAAGGUUAACUGUGAUCUUUGUUGUAUCGGAUGUACUGCCAUAUCUAGAAUGGAUGGACUUGCAGGGACACCUGAAAGCCAUGAAAUGUGUUGCUAAGGAAAUGGAUUGUUUAAUUGGGAAUUGGUUGGAAGAUCACAAGAAGAAGAAACUAGAAGGAGGUGAUCAUGAACAGGACUUCAUCGACGUGAUGCUGUCAACAUUUCCAGUGGACAAGUUGAUAUAUGGUUAUGAUCGUGAUACUGUCAUCAAGGCAACUGUACUGAUAAGCUUAUCUUAA